Molecule: messenger RNA, 2969 nt
Organism: Cydia amplana
Lineage: Eukaryota; Metazoa; Arthropoda; Insecta; Lepidoptera; Tortricidae
Gene: DNAlig1
Product: DNA ligase 1
Exons: 18
Coding region: 237-2969 (910 amino acids)
Biological process (GO): lagging strand elongation; Okazaki fragment processing involved in mitotic DNA replication; DNA recombination
Cellular component (GO): mitochondrion; nucleus
Molecular function (GO): DNA ligase (ATP) activity; DNA binding; ATP binding
Source: RefSeq, a predicted model, not a curated record
CGCGCCCUUUGUUUUGUGUCAGUAAGACGUCAUUACAAUGUUAAAGCAAAUUCAUUCUUAUUUGAACGCAUUAGAAUAUCAAUUACCGUAUUGAAUUUCUGUAACUUUGUUUACAUUUUGACAGUCAAUAGUUUGGUUAUAAUCGUAAAAAAGAAUUCGUUACUUAUUUUAUCGUUUUCUGACGUGAAUUUAUUGAAUAAUGUUUUAAUUACAAUUCCGUAGUGCAAUGUUAACAUAUGAAUUGCUUUAAUAAAUUAUUUUUACCGUGUAGAUUAGUUAUAACCGGUGCUAAUAGAUUCGUUUGUCCAUCAGUACGAUUUCUUCAGAGUUCAAAGCAUAGAAGCCUUUUAUUUCCUAGUAUAGACACUUUACAAGUAAGAACCAUGGCUCAGAAGAGUAUUAUGUCGUUCUUUAAAAUCACACCGAAGAAAGACGCUGAAAUUAAAAAGGAACAACCCGAAAAUGACACAUCUCUCGAAGAUGCAGAAAUGAACGAACCGUCGCCAGUCCAAAAUGGAAAGGCUAAGCGGACAUCGAAAAGGCAGAGGCUGGACAGCAGCAGCAGUGAGUCCCAGUCUCCGAAGAAGGAGAAUCCACCAACAUCUGUAACGAAAAAGAAGGUCAAAAGACAACGAAUAGAGAGCUCAGAAAGUGAAUCUGAACCUAUUAAAUCACCUGAAAAAUCACCUGCGAAGUCUACAGAAACUUCCCCAAUGCAGUCCCCAGUGAAAGAGAUAAAAAUAGAGAAGAGUGACAAUGUGAAGACUUACCAGUCACCAAAGACUAAGAAGGCUAAGGCAAAGAAGGAGGGCAAAAGUGAAAACAUUGCGAAAAAGGUUAUAAAAAAAGAAAAAUCACCACCACCUAAGAGUCAAUCAAUAAAGAAAGAGAAGUCUCCGCUUAAAGAGAAUGGAAAGGACAAAACUCCUGAGAAAAAGACGAAAGAGGUCAAGAAGGAAAGAGAAAGUGGACUGGUUGCAGAAACAGAAUACGACCCCACAAAGUCUAAAUACCACCCGAUCAACGACGCGUGUUGGGCGCCGAAGCAACCAGUCCCGUACUUGGCCCUGGCCAAGACACUUGAAGCCAUAGAGGCCAUUUCAGCGCGACUCAAGAUUGUAGAGAUACUGAGUAACUACUUUAGGUCGGUGAUAGUUUUGACUCCAGAAGACUUGCUGCCGAGCGUGUAUCUGUGUCUGAAUCAAAUCGCGCCGGCGUAUCAUAGCCUGGAGCUUGGCAUAGCCGAGACCUACCUAAUGAAAGCCAUAGGCCAGUCCACCGGCCGAACCUUGGCCCAGAUGAAAGCAGCAGCCCAGAAAAGUGGAGACCUGGGCGCCGUGGCUGAACAGGCCAGGUCUACACAGAGAACUAUGUUCACACCACCACCUUUAAAGACGAGAGCUGUGUUCAAUGCUCUCAAAGAAAUUGCUGGAAUGACUGGACAAGCAUCAGUGAAUAAGAAAAUAGGCAAAAUCCAGUCGCUAUACGUCGCUUGCCGCUUCUCCGAGUCCCGAUACUUAAUACGAUCGCUGGAAGGCAAACUCCGCAUUGGUCUGGCCGAGCAGUCGGUGCUACAAGCGCUCGCACAAGCUGUUGCCACGUCUCCGCCUGGGUCUGAUGUCCUCGACGCGAGCCAGGGACUGUCGGCCGCGGAGUUCAAGGCUAUAGUCGACGAACAGGCCCUCAUAAUCAAAACCACCUAUUGCGAGUGUCCUAACUACGAGAUGAUAAUCCCAGUACUGCUCGAACACGGGGUAAAGGCACUCCCACAACACUGCAAACUGACGCCGGGUAUUCCACUAAAACCUAUGUUAGCACAUCCUACUAAGGGAGUCCACGAAGUGCUGAACCGAUUCGAAGGCACGAGGUUCACCUGCGAGUAUAAAUACGACGGCGAGCGCGCGCAGAUCCACGUGCCGAAGGUAGAGAAAGAUGGAGAGGAAACUGCCGACUUGCAGCAUGCAUCGAUAUUCAGUAGGAAUCAGGAAAAUAAUACCACGAAAUACCCGGAUAUCCUACAGAGGCUACCUUCACUCCUAAAAGCAGAGGUGUCAAGCUGCGUGUUAGAUUGCGAGGCGGUCGCUUACGACACGGUCAACAAGCAGAUACUGCCCUUCCAAAUCCUCUCCACCCGUAAGCGCAAGGACGCCUCAGCAGCCGACAUCAAAGUACAGGUGUGCGUGUUUGUGUUCGACCUGCUCUAUCUGAACGGGCGCGCUCUGGUCAGACAGCCGCUUGAGGACCGAAGGAGAUUGCUGAGAGACAACUUCAAUGAGGUCGAAGGUGAAUGGCAAUUCGCAACAGCCAAAGACUGCAGUUCCAUGGAUGAAGUACAGCAAUUCUUGGAUGAUGCUGUCAAGGCCAGCUGCGAGGGUCUCAUGGUGAAGACCCUAGAGGGAGAACACGCUAGAUACGACAUCGCUAGGAGGAGUCACAACUGGCUGAAGCUAAAGAAAGACUACCUAGAAGGCGUAGGUGAUACGAUCGACGUGGUGGUAAUAGGCGGCUACCAUGGUCGCGGCAAGCGUCGCGGCGUAUACGGAGGCUUCCUAUUGGCCUGCUACGAUAACAGCAGCGAGGAAUACCAGGCGCUGUGCAAGAUCGGCACUGGCUUCUCUGAUGAAGACUUACAGACGCUUACUAAGACGCUGGAGGAACAUGUGAUUGAAGCGCCGAGGAAUUAUUACAGAUACGACACCUCUCAUGCGGCAGAUGCGUGGUUCGCCCCCGCGUGUGUGUGGGAGGUACGAUGCGCCGACCUGUCUCUGUCGCCGGCGCACAGAGCAGCUUUGGGUCUCGUCGACCCAGAAAGGGGCGUGUCAUUACGCUUCCCCAGAUUUCUGCGCGUGCGCGACGACAAGACACCGGAGCAGGCCACGUCCGCGCAGCAGAUCGCACAGAUGUACCUCUCGCAGGACCAGGUCAAGAACUCUGCCAGCAAACCUGUCAACUUUGACGACUUCUACUGA